Messenger RNA from Apis mellifera (honey bee), 2530 nucleotides. RefSeq names its product probable tRNA (guanine(26)-N(2))-dimethyltransferase. Gene Ontology annotation, biological process: tRNA N2-guanine methylation. Gene Ontology annotation, cellular component: nucleus. Gene Ontology annotation, molecular function: oxidoreductase activity; RNA binding. The transcript is spliced from 7 exons. The record is from RefSeq and is a predicted model, not a curated record. Lineage: Eukaryota; Metazoa; Arthropoda; Insecta; Hymenoptera; Apidae.
AUAUUUUUGCGUAACAUGGAACAAUGUGCAAAAAAACCAAAAUUAGAUAAUAUAAAUAUAAAAGAAGGAGAAGCAGAAAUUCUGGUGAAUGAUACAAGUGUAUUUUAUAAUCCUGUUCAAGAGUUUAAUAGAGAUCUUAGUAUAGCUGUAUUAGCAACCUACAUAAAAAAUAUAAGUAAACAAGUAACGGAGACAAACGCAAAAAAAGAAGAUGAAAUCUGUAUAUUGGAAGCUUUAUCUGCAACUGGUUUACGUAGUAUUCGGUAUGCCAAAGAAAUAACAGGUAUAAAACAAAUUAUAGCAAAUGACAUUUCUGCAAAAGCAGUAGAAAGUAUUAAAAAAAAUAUAUAUCACAACGGAGUUGAAAAUCUUGUAAAACCAAGUCAAGAGGAUGCAACGUUGCUUAUGUACCAAAAUAGAAAAACCAAAUUUGAUGCUAUAGAUUUAGAUCCAUACGGUUGUCCUACAACAUUUUUGGAUAGUGCGGUACAAUGUGUAACAGAUGGUGGAUUACUCAUGAUUACAGCUACAGAUAUGGCUGUAUUAGCUGGCAAUUCUCCUGAAACUUGUUAUCUUAAGUAUGGUGCUAUCUCAUUAAGAACUAAAGCUUGUCAUGAAAUGGCACUAAGAAUAUUGUUGCAAAAUAUUGCCUCACAUGCUGCUCGUUAUGGUAGAUACAUAAUACCCAUACUUUCUAUAAGUGCUGAUUUUUAUAUAAGAGUAUUUGUCAAAGUGUUUUCCAGUCAAAUUAAAUGCAAAGAGAAUGCUACAAAAAUUGGAAUGGUGUAUCAAUGUACAGGCUGUGAGACUAUUACUACUCAAUCAUUAUGUUAUAAAAAAUCCUCAGGAGGCUAUAAAUUAACAUCUUCACCUUACGUGGAUCAAUUUUGUAAAAUUUGUAAUUACAAACAUCAUGAAGGAGGACCUAUAUGGUUAGGUCCUUUACAUGAUCAACAUUUUGUAUCUGAUCUUUUAUGUAAUUUAAAUGAAAUGAAAUUGGGAACAUUGAAAAGGAUAGAAGGAGUUUUAAAUGUUAUUCAUGAAGAGCUAGAUAUUCCAUUAUAUUAUACUCUUAAUCGUUUAAUGUCUAUAAUCAGAUGUAUUACACCAUCAACACUAAUAUUUCGAUCUGCAUUGUUAAAUGCAGGAUAUAAUGUAUCAUAUUCACAUGCGUGUAAAACAUCUAUAAAAACAGAUGCUCCAAAUGAAGUUAUAUGGGAUAUAGUACGUGCAUGGGAAAAAAAUAAUCCCAUAAAAAGAAAUAAACUGUCAAAUGAUAGUCCUGCAAUAAAAAUAUUAGAUACACCAAUAACUACAAAUGUUUCAUUUGAUAUACAUCCUCUAGCAAAUCCAGUAUCCAGACAAAACAGGUUAACACGAUUUCAACAAAAUCCUACAGUUAAUUGGGGACCUGGAACACGUUCAAAAACAAGAAUAGAUUUAGAAAAUGGAGAUGAAAUUCCAAAAAAGAUAAAAAAUCAAAAUAAAAAUUCUAAAAAAGAGAAAUCACAAGUACAAUGAUAUGGAAAAAAUAAAAACUUUAUAAAAUAUUUUAUUUCUAUUUGUAAGAUGGCGGUACCAACUAUUACAUUGAAUAACGGACAUAAAGUUCCUGUACUAGGACUUGGUACUUGGCAAUCUGCAGAUAAUCCAGGUGUCGUCGAACAAGCUGUACGAGAUGCUAUCGAUGCCGGAUAUCGACAUUUUGAUUGCGCUUACAUUUAUAGAAAUGAAAAAGAAGUAGGCAAAGCUAUACAUGAUAAAAUUGCAGAAGGUGUAGUAAAGAGAGAAGAUCUAUUUAUCACAACAAAGUUAUGGAAUACAAUGCACAAAAAAGAACAAGUAGUACCAGCAUGCAAAACAUCGCUUAAAAAUUUUGGAUUCGAUUAUGUUGAUCUUUAUCUUAUCCAUUGGCCCAUGUCUUAUGAUGAAGAAAAAGAAAGUUUUUGGCCCAAAACUAAAGAUCUGUAUGAGAAUGUGGAUUAUUGUGACACAUGGCAAGGAAUGGAAGAAUGUGUAAAAUUGGGAUUAACGAAAAGCAUAGGUCUUAGUAAUUUUAAUUCCCAACAGAUCGAUCGUAUUUUAUCAAUCGCUCAAAUCAAACCUGUCAUGAAUCAAGUAGAAUGCCAUCCAAAUUUAAAUCAAAAAAAGCUUCGAGAUUUUUGCAAACAACGUGAUAUAGUUAUUACGGCUUACAGUCCACUUGGUUCCCCUAAACGUACUUGGGCGAAACCUACUGAUCCACAAGUAGCAAUCGAAGCACCAGAAAUUCUCGAGAUUAGCAAAAAAUAUGAAAAAACGCCAGCUCAAGUUGUUUUACGAUAUUUGAUCGAUAUUGGUACUGUUCCUAUUCCGAAAUCUAGUUCAAAAGAGCGUAUUAAACAAAAUAUCGAUAUUUUUGACUUCAAACUAUUGCCACAAGAAAUUGCAACUAUUGAUAAACUUGACUGCGGACUUCGUAUUUGUCCAGCUAAAGAAUGUGCAAAUCAUAAGGAUUAUCCGUUUAGUAUAGAAUUUUAAAAAAAUUUAU